Drosophila teissieri is the source of this 1872-nucleotide messenger RNA. Its product is annotated as extensin. NCBI's taxonomy places the organism in Eukaryota, Metazoa, Arthropoda, Insecta, Diptera, Drosophilidae. The coding region runs from base 1 to 1872 and encodes 623 amino acids. The transcript has 3 exons. The record is from RefSeq and is a predicted model, not a curated record.
AUGCGGUUAGAAGGCGCCAACUGGGCGCUGGUGGUGUGUCUUAGUUUAAUCCUGGGAUUCGGACAGGUCCAAGCCUACUCUCAGGUUUUGGUCAGCGGCACUGGUGCAGCAAACGAUCAGGGACCACGCAUUUUCAAGGCUCUUAAUACGGAUUUGAUAUUUCCGAGGACCUUCAACUCCAGUGACAAUGUGGUAUCCACCACUGGAGCUCCAGCGAUUACAUCCACAACGACGACAACUCCACCACCCAUUCCCUACAACCAUCAACCCGAGGGUACCACAAGCUCCCCGGUAUUCGUCACUCCUUUAGUUGUCACGGAUGCUGAGAAAGUCGUUGAUCCUGCUCCUUAUCCUGAACCUGCUCCUGUAUCCGAGGAGCAACCAGAGCCAGUCAUAGAAGGAGCCUCCACAGGACGUGCCGUGGACUACAAGACAGCGUAUCCCUUUGGCCAGCUGAUAACUCCGUUGCUGCGGGGCGGCAAGCCACAGCAGUAUAACUCCCGACCCUCGAAAACACGUAUUUAUCCGCAAGGUAUACCAUCCUACUACUCUUCAUCGACACGAAAUCCAUACCGCUUUCAAACUUCAAGGCCCAGCUAUAGGAAAGGAUUCAGUGACCGCUUUGCUCCUGGUGAGGGGACCGCUGCAGGCCUGUUCAAGGGUCACAACCACGAUCACAGCCACGACCACAGCCACGACCACAGUCACGAUCAUAGUCACGAUCAUUCCCAUGGACAGGAUGGCAAGGUGGCCGCCGGCUCCAAUUCGGUUAACUCCUAUGUUUCACCAGGCGAUGCGUACUCCUUUCCACCGUUGAACACAAAGUAUCCAUCACCGUCACAGGAUCCCAAGGCUGCAUUGCCCUCGGAUACCGUGACAAGUUACUUGCCACCCGCAUCUGGAGGACUGAGCAAUGCUGGAUAUUCAUAUCCUGGACCUUCCUUCAGUGGUUACAAGUAUCCCGGUCCAGUUCCCAAUAGCAAUGGCGACAAGGAUGCGGCGGCCAGUAUGGCGAGUGCUUCUCCAGCGGCUGAUGAUGACCCCGGUAAUGAUGAUACAAUCGGAACCCUGCCAGCUAGUGCCCAGGACAACCUUCCUUCCAAGGAUCAGGACGGCAUGGGUGCAGGCGGGGCUGCUCCUGCAGAUGCCAUGGAUAUGGGAUCUCCAGCUGAUGGUGGAGAUAGCGGUGGCGGUGGUGGUGGCGGCGGAGAUGGGGACACAGGCGGUCUGCCAUCGUUGCACAAUGAUGGUUCAGGUCCCGACGACGAUCACAAAUACGAUCCUAAUAUGGAGUAUGCCACACCACCGCCCGGUUGGUUACAAUCUCACCCAGAAUCUGCGGCUCCCAAGCCGGAUGAUCACGAUCACGACCAUGCGCCCGAUCAUGAUCACGUGCACGAUCACCACCACGAUCAUUAUCCGACUCACUUUGACUACCAGCCCUCGUACCCAGAUGAUUCAUAUCCGGAUGUUAUUUACGAUGAUCAUCCGCACCACCACCACCAUGUCCACCACCCACCGCCUCCUCCUCCUCCUCCACCGCCACCACCACCACCUCCGCCGCCACCGCCGACGGAACCACCACCACCUCCGCCGCCACCAGAGCCACGUGUGAAGAAGUACAGCUACUUCUACAUUGGCCGGAAGCUCUGGUACAUCCCGCUUUACUUCACCGUGUGGUUCAGUUUCUACAUUCUGUGGCUGAUCAUCAAGUCUAUCGGUCGCCACAAGGUGAACCUGCCCAAUCACUACGUCUCGCGGCGCAGUGCUCCCGAUCCAUUCACGGAGCAAGGACGGGACGAAUAUAUCAACGAGAUGACGGUUAAGGUGCUGGAACACAUAGAUAGCUUUAAGCAGAAAUACUUGAACUGA